This is a messenger RNA of Microsporum canis CBS 113480, 3228 nucleotides long. RefSeq names its product C2 domain-containing protein c. NCBI's taxonomy places the organism in Eukaryota, Fungi, Ascomycota, Eurotiomycetes, Onygenales, Arthrodermataceae. The transcript has 2 exons. The coding region runs from base 1 to 3228 and encodes 1075 amino acids. The record is from RefSeq and is a predicted model, not a curated record.
AUGUCUAUUGACGGGCCGGAGAUUGGCACCCUGGUCGCCGUCAUCGACCGGGCGAAGAACCUGCCGAACAGGAAAACUUUGGGGAAACAGAACCCAUACUGCGCUGCGAGGCUGGGAAAAGAGGCGAAGAAGACAGAAACGGAUAUGAGAGGCGGGCAAACACCAAAAUGGGAUCAGGAACUACGAUUUACUGUUCACUCUUCGCCGGAUUACUAUCAACUGAAGCUUUCCGUCUUCAAUGAUGAUAAGAAAACAGAUCUUAUCGGAGAAACAUGGGUGGAUCUGAAGAACGUUAUUGUACCGGGUGGCGGGCAAAACGACUUGUGGCACAACUUACAGUGCAAGGGGAAAUAUGCAGGCGAAUUAAGAAUGGAGCUGACGUACUACGACACUCGACCUAAAGAUGAAGCAGUCAUCGAGCGGAGAAAGGAGGCCGCCGCUGCUGAAAAGGCCGAAAGAAAGGGUACAACCGCUCCGGACAAGCCUCAACCCACUUCCAAAAGGACCAAAGGCCCGAGGAGGAGGCCAUUGCCAGUUGACCCUACAGGCUCAUCUUCCUCUGCCCCUCGUCGGUCACCAAAUCUAGAAAAUCAGCCAGCACAGCCAGCGCAGCCUCCCCCUGGACACAGUCCUCCCAUCAGAUCUAAGCAAAUACCGAGCAAGGUCCCACAUGCCAGUCAGGCUCAGCCGGUAACUACCCACCAUGCCUCAAUCCCCAAAGGUGCUCGACACUAUGAAACGCCAGAUGAUCUUCAUCAGCAAUGGGAGGAACCCGCACCCAGUCAGCCUCAAGCGGCAUAUCCACCCAAUCACCCGCAUCAGCCUCAGCAGCAUUAUCAAGGGGACUAUGAAAAUGCCUACAGUCAGCACCCCACACACACAGAAGUUUCCCAGCCACCGGCACAGCCUCAGAUGACAGCACCGGUGCAAACACAGACACCACCUCCGGCCCCGGCUCCAGUUCAAGUACCAGCUCCAGCUCCAGUGACGGCUUCAAAUGAUCAUUCGUAUGGCAAUCCACAUGCCGAGUGUUACUAUGAGCCAGAGCGUAUUGAAUCUACCCAGCGGCACAGCCAACAGCCACACGUGGAUAAUCAUUGCCUGUCGCAGGAACCCAUUGCACGCCAAAGUCACCAUGGCCAACAGGCGAAUAAUCAUUAUAUCCAGGAGUCUGCUCACCGUCCACAACAGCCGCAAACAGAUAAUCACUAUGCACAUGAACCUGCUGUUUAUCACAGCCAUCAACAGCAAACCGAUAAUCAUUACUCUCAAGCUCUGGUUGCCGUUAACCGGCCUCGAGGCCCGUACGAGGCACCACAAAGGAAGGCUGUCCGUCAACCAACCGGCUCCGACUCUCGACAAACUAGUCAGCACUCAUACCCUCCAAUGUCUAGAGGGUCCAUGCAUGGAAGUUCUGAGGCAUAUAGUCAUCAUGAGUCUCCCGAGUCUCAUCAGCUUCAACUCACUCAUAGCCCUUCCAACCACCCUGGGGCUAAUCAUCACUAUAGCUCGUCAAUGGGAAGAAAUGACGUGUUUCAGGAGAGGCCCUUGCGGAAUUCCAUGAAACAGUUAGACUAUCAUCGCUCCGUUAACAGCCACGGCCACAACAUUGGCCAUGGACAUGGUCAUAUGCAGCCGCAGGUCCAUGAAGCUGACGAAGAACAUGAUCUCCCACCACCCCCCCCAAUACACCGUGAUGGGCUUGGAAAGCAGCCGACUACAGUGCAGCCAGAGCCAACGCAGUCCAUGGAUCAUCACCAACUCACACAUCGCUCACAGCCUAUCCCGAUGCCACAGCCACUCAACUUCAGCGGUUCUAGUAGAAAUUCUCACCGAUCAACUGGAGAAAUGCACCAGGAGUAUGUUGCUUACUCUCCUCAUAUCUCCAACCAGGGAUACAGUACUUCACCAAUCCCUAACUCUACCUCACCAACCCCAUCAUAUCGUUCCACCAUUCAGCCACAGGAGUUGGCGCUACCACCAGAAAGGCCAAAUACAUCCACUGGUGAAUCAAUUCCAUCUGCUCUCGUUGCUGGGUAUGACCAACAAGUCCCCCAAUCUGACCAUAAUGUUGCUCGCCGCAGGAGCGACAUCUCAAUGCAUCCAACUCAUAUCGAUGAUCCUCCCGCUCAGGCAAUACCUGACAAUCGGGUUGCCAGACGUCAAAGUUAUGUCCCGCCUCAGCCAACGCGUGCCUCACCCUCGCCUAUACCAGAGCGGAAGUCAGUUUCGCCUGACCCUCGACAAAUCCCCGCUCGUAAAUCCCUUACCCCACAACCGCCCCCGGUUACCGACCCGGACUCUCUUCCAGGAAUUCCCUUUAGCCCAGACUCCUAUGACUCGCUGAACCCUGCAGCUGCUCGCUCUUCUGCCCUUAUUCAGCCUGCAUCUCCCUAUGAAACGCCUGAAGAAGCUAUGGAAGCUGCGCGUCAGCAUGAGGUUGACAAACUACGUGCUCUUGGGCCUAUAAUAGGUAAUGAUGGACGGGUUAUCGAUCCAUCGGAUCACUUGCCCCUUGAUACUUGGGCACCGGAGCCAGAGAGGAAAGUUAAGAAGCCAGAGGUCGUGGUUCGGUUCAAACACACGUCACACACAAAUACUGUAGACCCGCGAGUGAAAACACUGGAUCGUACUUCAGCUCGACAUUCAUAUCAGCCAUCUUUGCAGUCGAGCCACAAUACUCCUCCGGCUAGAGCUCCAAAACGUAUCACCUACGUUCCUUUAUCAUCCAGCUCCAGUAGCGGGAGCACAACCAACACUACCACACAUAACCGCCCUUCCUCUUCAUCUCGCCAAACUAGCAGCAACGCACUUCGAGAGCAGGAGAAUAGCUCAUCAAAUUAUUCACCGCCCGCAAACAUCAUGACCCCCCCCCAUUACCGCGCACGACAGGCCCAGGCUCAAGCCCAGACCCAGGCGCAAGCACACCGGCGUUCUCCUUCUCCUUGCCCUUCCGCUCAUCCUCUGCAUUCUCAUUCACCCUCGCACUCAGGUAUAUCAAAUUACUACGAAAAAAGUGGCCCACCUAUUCCAGCGAAAGUCCCUAUCCACCCUGGCUCUCAGAAUUAUUCUUCAAAUGGUUAUUCCAACGGCGGCAUGGGAGGAGACCUGGAUGCACUAAGCGAGGAGAUGAAGAGGAUUGAUAUUGGAGUCGGGAAGAACAUGUCCAGUGCGCUUGUCAGGAAAGGACGACAGUCUUACGUUGAGAAUUAUGAUUAUGAGCAAUGA